This is a messenger RNA of Camponotus floridanus (Florida carpenter ant), 2568 nucleotides long. RefSeq lists its product as uncharacterized. Gene Ontology annotation, molecular function: 3-oxo-5-alpha-steroid 4-dehydrogenase activity. The transcript is spliced from 15 exons. NCBI's taxonomy places the organism in Eukaryota, Metazoa, Arthropoda, Insecta, Hymenoptera, Formicidae. Gene Ontology annotation, cellular component: endoplasmic reticulum. The coding region runs from base 1 to 2532 and encodes 843 amino acids. Gene Ontology annotation, biological process: dolichol-linked oligosaccharide biosynthetic process; polyprenol catabolic process. The record is from RefSeq and is a predicted model, not a curated record.
AUGUCCUUAUAUACAGCAAGAAGAAGUUCCUUACGACAUUCACUCGCAUACAGAUUAUUGCCAAGAAAGACUUUGCUACUUAUCAGGGUUGAAAGAUUGAAAGGUCGUUAUUUGUUUCGGUCAGCAGUGCGACGUGUUUUAGAAUAUAUAGAAUGGAUAACGGAGAUACCGAUAAUCGAAGAAAUUAGCGAUGAUGUAGCGAUUAAUAUUAAAAUGACUCAACAAAGACACAGACUAGAAAAGAAGCUACUCACAUUAGAGGAUCGAUCAAUACUAUUAGUGAAUCCGAUUGAAAGAUCCUCCACGGACAAAGCAUACAUAUACGAUCUUAUUAAAAAGUUGCGCGCAUUCUCGAAACAUUCAGAGGAUUUGAGAGAAAAUUUAGCCGCGGUAUGCAUUUAUCAGUAUUUACCGGCUGGUCGUGUAAUUGUUCGUCAGGGUCACAAAGCGGAAAACCUUUAUUUUAUAGCGAACGGCGAAGUCAGUCUAUCGAGAGUUGCGAUUGAUGAAUUUUCAGGUGACGAGAAAACUAUAGACAUGGGUAUUAUGCAAUCAGGUGAUAUGUUUGGUGAAGUUGCACUAUUUCAUUCAAUACCGAGAACAUCAACUGUGAUUACUAACACAUCAGUCGAUUUGCUUCUAAUUAGACGAGAUGAUUUCAACAAUAUCUUACGCGAUACCUUGACAGAAAAAUGGGACGUUUUGCGGGACGCAUUAGUUCAUUUCAAUUAUUUCAAAGCAUGGGACGAAGAAACGGUACGAGAGUGUUGUAUUCUAAGCAAACUGAAAGACUUUAAGCCUAAUGAGGUCCUGUUAGGCGAUGGAACAGGCAUGGUGAAUUACGUGCAUUUUGUUUUAAGUGGCGAGUGCCGUCUUAUCGAACAUAUGCUUGUUCGCGAACGUCCUUCUUAUCACGGAACACAAUACGAAUUAUAUGAUCCCGAAAUUUCUUCAGGUCCGCAAGAACAACCAAAAGAAGUGUCAAAAAAAUCUGACAAACUGCGUGAAUUAAAUUACAAAUUUAAUCAAAGACCUGCCAACACAGAUACAGAUGUUGAUCGAUUAAGUAUAGUUACUACUACGCUUUUGGACGUCGUUAAAGGGUGGCAUGAAAUUACUGAUGUCGCAGCAAUGUUGAUGCGAGAACCAUCUAUUACGUCUCAGUUACGUUAUCCGAACGACGUUCGUACUAUAUUUAUGCAAGUAUGCACUUUUUCUCGAGGUGCAUGUUUCGGUUUAGGAGAGAAAAUGCUUCAUCGAAGAAUCGUAGCGAUUACACCGGUACGAUGUUUUCUUAUUCCCCGAUAUUGGUUGCUCGAGCACAAUCGUGCUAAUAUCUGGGGACGCGUAAAAUUGUUCAUGGACUCAAAGUAUCCAACUAAGAAGCAAUUAUUCAACGAGUUUCUCCUUAAUCGAAAAACAGGAACCAUCCGUUCGGUUUCUCGUUUGAGUACAACUUAUCGAAGACAUCAUCUCACGUCUGACACUAUACGCCUGCUAGUACCAAGAGUUACCUACGUCGAACUAAUUCUUCAUAGUCUUGCAUGCGAUCGGCCUACAAUAAUAAGAUCAUCAUACUCACAUUUGCAUAUUAACAUGAUCAGCAUAAUAAAUCAAAUGGACAUAAAUAUAGUGUACUAUGUUCUAAUUUUUGAAUCAACUUCUAUUGGAUUGAUAAGCAUAUUAAUUAAUUAUAUGGAACCCUAUUUACCUACGUUUAUAUCUCGUGGGUUUCGUUAUGGGAGGUGUAGCUCGAAAAAUCAUCACGCUAUAUUAGCAAAACUUGAAAUGCCUAAAAAGUGGUUCGGACAUUAUUAUAUUAUUGCUGGACCAAUAUUGAUAUUUUUAUUUUAUUUUGCAUUAAACAAAUAUUUUUAUGAUGAAAAUGCUCCGGAAAUUAUACUUUCGUUAUUGGAUACAUUAUUAGGAAUAUCAAGAAAAAUUUUAGUACCAGUAGAAACUGCAAUUCUGGCUAUUUUCGUGUUUUCUAUACAUAUUUGGAAAAGAAUAUAUGAAAUGAAUUAUGUCUGUGUAUUUAGCGAUCAAAAAAUAAAUAUAUUCCAUUAUAUACUUACAUGUUUACAUUAUUUAACAACAUUGUUAUCUCUAAUUGGGGAAUCUGAAGGAUUUGUUAGAGAAAAAGGUUCACAUACGGAUCUGUCCUUACACAAAUUAACAACCGCACAACUGAUAUGUGCAUUUAUAUUCUUAUGGUCGACAUAUAUACAACUUAAAAGUAAUUUUAUUCUUGCGGGAUUACGUAAGAAUCAAUAUGGCGAUGUUGUAACUAAAGAACACAAAAUACCAUUCGGCGGAUUAUUUAAUUAUAUAUCAAAUCCGUUGCAAUUGACGGAAAUAAUAAUAUAUUUAAUGUUGUCUGGAAUUCUUUAUCAAGCUUCCACAUUCCAUUAUAUUACUCUUUUUGUUAUAAUAAAUCAGGUCGAAAGUGCAAUUUUGUCUGAUCAAUGGUAUCAAAACACUUUCAAGAAUUAUCCAAAAGGAAGAAAAAUUUUAAUUCCUUACAUCUGGUAGUUUAAAAUAUCUUCCAUUUAAGAUAAAUUAAUUUCU